UAAAGCAAAGGGUCUCGUCAGUUUCGUCACACCCUGCAACUUUAAGUGUAAUUAUCUAGUUUUUGAGUAUCAGAAGUAAACAAAAAUAUCCUAAAAGUGUAGCUACUAGGUAAUACUGUUAAACAUGAGAUUUCACUGGUGAAAAAUCGCUCAUGUCAUUCAAAAACUAACAUUUGAAAAUUGCUCCUAGUCUACGGUUUUUGCUGAAGAAUUUUUUCCUCAGUUUGCUCUUUAAAAGCCCAGGUGGUGGAUUUCAAUCAAUUGAAAGUCAUUGAAGUUGACCAAAGUUGACAGAGGCAUUCAAGGGGUUUCGACUAUCCAGUAAGACAUAAGUGCGUAGUAAUCAGAGAUUAGUUUUGUAAAUAACAAAUGUCAAUUACGAAUUAAUUAGGUAAUCAAUGGUAAUUAGCAAUAGUAGUCAAUGAUAGUCUGAAAUAAUCAUUGGUAAUAAUCAGAAGAGUUUGAUCACCAAAAAUUAAUGGUAUAAUCAGAAUCAGAGGUAAUCAGAAAAGCAAUCAAAAGUAAUUUUUUUCAAAGGUGCGUAGUAAUCAUUGCUGUUGGAAACCCCUUGGAGACAUUGCAACGAAAACAUCAAAAGCACAAAGUGCAUUGCGUUGACAGAUAAUUUUAUUUGCUAAGGUGCAUUGUUAGUGGCUUUUAAAAUCGGUGACUCAUCGCCGUCCAAUUCUUAUAGCAAGGAAAAUAAGAAGCGCGAUGGGUACAUUAUCGGAUUUUGGACAAGUUGCCCUGAAGUGGGAUCCGAAAAAUUUGGAGAUCCGAACAAUGUCGGUGGAAAAAACAUUAGAACCUUUGGUGCUGCAGGUAACAACCUUGGUCAACACAAAGGGACCAAGCAAAAAGAAAAAAGGUAAAUCUAAGCGAGCAAGUGCUUUGGUAGCAGCAGUUGAAAAAGCUACCGAUAUAUUUAUUGAACGAGGCGAACAGAUCGCCUAUGAAAAUCCAGAUAUUACCCAGGAAAUGCUCUCCGCUGUAGAUGAAGUUCGCAAAACGGGUUCAUCAAUGAGUAUUGCUGCUCGAGAGUUUUCCGAAGACCCUUGUAGUUCUUUGAAACGUGGGAAUAUGGUACGUGCAGCAAGAAACUUGCUUUCGGCGGUUACUCGAUUAUUAAUUUUGGCCGACAUGGUUGAUGUGCAUUUGCUAUUAAAAUCAUUGCAUGUUGUCGAAGAUGAUUUAGAUAAGCUACGUAACGCAUCUUCGCAGGAUGAACUCAUGAACAACAUGCGUCAAUUUGGAAGAAAUGCGAAUGAGCUUAUUAAGCAGGCUGCCAAACGACAACAAGAGCUGAAGGAUCCUCAGCUGCGCGAUGAUCUUGCCGCCGCCAGGGCUGUAUUGAAGAAACACUCUACAAUGUUGUUGACAGCUUCUAAAGUCUAUGUGCGCCAUCCUGAAUUGGAUCUCGCCAAGGUUAAUCGAGAUCAUAUCUUAAAGCAAGUUUGUGAAGCUGUUAACACGAUUAGUGACGUGGCGCAGGGUAAGGCAACGUCCCCACAGGAUAUUUAUGUCGGUGCGGGUGAGUUGGCUGCUGCACUCGAUGAUUUUGAUGAAGGUAUCAUAAUGGAUCCGUUGGCUUAUAAUGAGGUCCGUUCUAGACCGUCACUUGAAGAACGCUUGGAAAGUAUCAUUAGUGCCGCAGCAUUAAUGGCAGACGCUGAUUGUACUAGGGACGAACGGCGGGAACGUAUUGUAGCCGAAUGCAAUGCUGUGCGACAAGCACUACAAGAUUUGCUUUCGGAGUACAUGUCCAAUAUGGGAACUAAGGAGCGAACUCCAGAGCUAGAACGAGCCAUUGGUCAGAUGUAUCGCAAGACAAAAGAUCUUCGUCGACAGCUACGGAAAGCUGUUGUUGAUCACGUUUCUGAUUCAUUUCUCGAGACAAAUAUGCCGUUGCUAGAUUUAAUUGAUGCAGCACGUUCUGGUAAUGAAAAAAAGGUUCGCGAGCGGGCGGAGACAUUUACAAAACACGCCGAAAAGUUAGUGGAGGUGGCAAAUUUAGUUUGUAGUAUGUCCAACAACGAGGAUGGCGUCAAGAUGGUUCGAUAUGCUGCAGCUCAGAUCGAAACCCUCUGGCCACAGGUAAUCAACGCAGCUUUAAUAUUAUGCGCAAGACCAAAUUCUAAGGUUGCCCAGGAAAACAUGGAAGCUUAUAGACAGGCGUGGGAAAAUCAGGUGCGUAUUUUGACCGAAGCAGUCGAUGACAUUACCACCAUCGAUGAUUUCCUGGCCGUAUCGGAAAAUCACAUUCUCGAGGAUGUGAAUAAAUGCGUACUCGCGCUGCAGGAAGGUGAUGCGUUGGAUCUGCGAAACACAGCCGGUGCCAUUCAAGGACGAUCGGCUCGUGUUUGCAACGUUGUCGAAGCAGAAAUGGAUAAUUAUGAGCCGUGCAUUUACACCAAGCGUGUAUUAGAAGCGGUUAAGGUGCUACGCGAUCAGGUAAUGUCCAAAUUCGCACAACGUGUUGAUGUAGCGGUCGAUGCAUUGUCUUCAAACUCGGCCAAAGAUGUUGAUGAGAAUGAUUUCAUCGAUGCCAGCCGGCUGGUAUACGAUGGCGUUCGUGAAAUACGUCGUGCUGUUCUGAUGAAUAGGGACGAAGAAGACCUUGAUCCGGAGGAUAUUGAAGACGAGCAGUACACAUUGGAGACAAGAAGCAAAUCAAGCGCACAUACUGGUGAUCAAACUAUUGAUGAAUAUCCGGAUAUCAGUGGAAUAACUACCGCCAGAGAGGCUAUGCGCAAAAUGAAUGAGGAGGACAAACAGAAGAUCAUGCAACAAGUUGAGUUGUUCCGAAGAGAAAAGCUCACGUUCGACUCCGAGGUGGCCAAAUGGGAUGACACUGGUAAUGACAUAAUUUACUUGGCCAAGCACAUGUGUAUGAUUAUGAUGGAGAUGACUGAUUUUACGCGUGGUCGUGGUCCUCUUAAGACAACUAUGGAUGUGAUCAACGCAGCCAAAAAAAUCUCUGAAGCUGGCACCAAACUAGACAAGCUAACUCGUGAAAUUGCCGAUCAGUGUCCGGAGAGCUCCACCAAAAAGGAUCUUCUGGCUUACUUGCAGCGUAUUGCUCUUUACUGUCAUCAGAUACAAAUCACAUCGAAGGUGAAAGCUGACGUGCAAAAUAUCAGUGGCGAACUGAUCGUAUCAGGGGUAAUUUUGGACAGUGCAACCUCACUCAUUCAGGCCGCCAAGAAUCUGAUGAAUGCAGUUGUCUACACGGUUAAAUAUUCUUACGUGGCUUCUACCAAAUAUACACGCCAGGGAACGGUUUCGUCACCGAUUGUGGUUUGGAAAAUGAAGGCUCCGGAGAAGAAACCUUUGGUGCGUCCGGAAAAGCCGGAAGAAGUUCGCGCCAAGGUUCGAAGAGCUUCUCAGAAGAAGGCUCAAAAUCCCGUACAUGCACUAUCCGAGUUUCAAAGUCCGACAGAUGCAGUCUAGAAGAAGCGCAGCAUCAAUGAUUACAUUAAAUAUUAAGCAUCCCAUAUGAAGUGUAACUCUUUCCUCUCCAUUAGUAAUGGGCAAAGUAAUAAUAACAAGAUAUGAGAGGAAUUAUUCCAAGUAAAUUAUAUUCAUGUUUUUUUUAUUUUUUUAUAUAUGCAUGAUUUUAAAGACAUUGAACUUAGGAAGCAAGAAAAUGACACACAGCGAAAUUGGAUACUUUUAGUAUUUGAAAACCCCAUUUUAAGCUAAACUUUGUUCGCGUUGUGAAUACAUACAUAUGCAGGAAUAAUUUAUUACUAUUAUGGCAUUUUAUAAACAUAAAACAUUAUAUUGAUCAGUAUUCUAACGAAUAUAAGCGUGGCAUAUUUGCCAUAGAUAAAAUAAGGAGCAUAUCUCCUGAAUAUAAUACAUUUUAAUGUUGAAUGUUUAUCGAAUUUAACUUCCAUCAUACUGGAUCACAAUGAAAUAUGUAAAUCGCAAUGAAAAAUGCAUCAACACUGAAAGCUCAAAAACAAAUUCAACCAAGCUGCUUUACGUCGGAUAAAAAUUUCUAUUAAGAAAACGACACAAUUGUAAUUGUGUUAAUUUUAACUAUGAAAUUUAUGCACACAAAGAGCGUAUUAAAUAGUAAACCUA
This is a messenger RNA of Sabethes cyaneus, 4089 nucleotides long. It is a transcript of the gene alpha-Cat, whose product is annotated as catenin alpha. The record is from RefSeq and is a predicted model, not a curated record. The coding region runs from base 715 to 3450 and encodes 911 amino acids. Gene Ontology annotation, cellular component: catenin complex; adherens junction; actin cytoskeleton. The transcript is spliced from 9 exons. Lineage: Eukaryota; Metazoa; Arthropoda; Insecta; Diptera; Culicidae. Gene Ontology annotation, biological process: cell migration; cell-cell adhesion. Gene Ontology annotation, molecular function: cadherin binding; structural molecule activity; actin filament binding.